Molecule: messenger RNA, 1320 nt
Organism: Penicillium verhagenii
Lineage: Eukaryota; Fungi; Ascomycota; Eurotiomycetes; Eurotiales; Aspergillaceae
Product: glycosyltransferase family 2 protein
Exons: 4
Coding region: 1-1320 (439 amino acids)
Source: RefSeq, a predicted model, not a curated record
AUGGCCUUUCCUUUCCUACGGGCCUUUGUUGCGCUCUUUGUGUAUCGCUACUUUCGCCUCGUGGUCAAUCUGGUUUCCUUCUGGACAUUCAAGCCGAUCCCACCCCCAGAAUCUCCGAAAUUGACUUCCCAAGAUGUCUCGGUUAUUAUCCCCACCUUGGAAGGAUGCGGAGAAGAGCUGGUUGAAACAAUCCGUUCAAUCUUGGUUAACAAGCCCUUUGAGAUCCUUCUGGUGACCAUCGAGGCCAAUCGGAAAAAGGCCGAGAGAAUGUUGAGCGUGAUGCCGGCCUCCAAAUCCCGAAUUCGUCUCUUCACCGUUACUCACCCCAACAAGCGUCGCCAGAUGACCAGAGCUAUCCCCGAGGUCCGCACGGCAAUCACCCUACUGGCCGACGACGACGUGAGCUGGCCAUCAACCGUGCUGCCGUGGAUUCUGGCCCCCUUUGAAAAGGACGAACGAUACGGAGGCGUCGUGACUUGCCAACGUCUGCGUCGAGCCAUCUCGCCCUCCCUCUCACAGCGCGUCUGGGGGUACCUGGGAGCCUUGUAUCUGGAGCGACGCAACUUCGAUUGCGGGGCUACGACCAAUCUAGACGGAGGAUUGCCCUGCAUGUCGGGCCGGACGGUGGCUUACCGAACUAAGAUUCUCCAGGACGAGGGCUUUACAUAUGCUUUCACCAACGAGGAGUGGUGGUGGGGGAAGUACCAGCUUAAUGCCGACGACGAUAACUUCAUCACCCGCUGGAUGGUCUCUCAUGGUUGGGAGACUUAUAUGCAGUAUCACCCCGAAGCAGAGGUCCUCACUACAUUGGAAGAUAACCCCCGAUUCCUGAAGCAAUGCGCGCGUUGGUCUCGAAGCAAUUGGCGGAGCAAUCUGUCCAGCAUGUUUCACGAAGGGCAUAUUUGGUAUCGUCAGCCCUGGAGCUCUUAUGCUGUACACCUGACAACUUUGUCGCCUCCCGCUCUCCUUGGUGACCUACUAUUGGUUUGGCUGUGCCACCGAGGGACCGCUCCGUGGGGUGAAGUCCUCCACCAUCGUGCCAUGCGUAUGCUCAUUUUGUGGGUUUUUACGAGCAAGUUUAUCAAACUACUUGGCCACUAUAUCCGGUACCCGGUCGACGUCUUUCUUUUGCCUGUGUCAAUGAUCUUCGGUUAUUUCCACGGUGCAAUCAAGAUGUACGCGGUGAUGACACUUAAUGUGACCACAUGGGGUAGCCGUGAUGGCGCUGACGACUAUGACGCGGAGCGCAUGAAGAAACUUACUGAUGCCGAUCGCCAAAAGCAACAGUAUCCCUACUACCCCAGCUAUCUCACCAAAUAG